UUGCGCAGGCGUAAACCACGUACACCGAUCGCCGCUGUUUGUGCUAAAUGCUAGCGGCUUGGCUGACGGUCUGUCAAGUCAUACAUAUUGGGCUCGGUAGGGAAAGCUCAGCGGUGGAGAAGAAGGAGUACACCAGCGCCGCUAAGAAAUGGCCGGCCAACAGUUCCAGUAUGAUGACAGCGGCAACACGUUUUUCUACUUCCUAACGUCCUUCGUUGGACUUAUUGUGAUCCCAGCCACAUAUUACCUCUGGCCCAGAGACCAGAAUGCUGAGCAACUGCGUCUGAAGAGCUUGAGGAGGGUCCAUGGCAGGUGUCUAUGGUACCGCCUGAGGUUGAUGAAAUCACAGCAGAGCAUUGUCCCGACGUUAAAAAAAGCCGCCCUGUUAUUUGGCUGGGUUGUGUUUCUGCUCCUAGCCUACAAAGUGUCCAAGCUAGACAGAGAGUACCAGGAGUACAAUCCUUAUGAAGUCCUCCACCUGGACCCGGGUGCGACAACGUCGGAGAUCAAGAAACAGUACCAUCUCCUGUCGAAGAAGUUUCACCCUGACAAGGGUGGCGACGAAGCCGCCUUCAUGAUGAUCACCAAGGCCUACGCUGCCCUGACCAACGAACAGACGAAGAAGAACUGGGAGUUGUACGGCGACCCAGAUGGUCCAAGAGCCACCAAUUUUGGAAUCGCCCUGCCUGCAUGGAUUGUGGACCAAAAGAACUCUAUGCUGGUGCUCUUGGUUUACGGACUCGCCUUCAUGGUCAUCCUUCCCGUGGUCGUGGGCACAUGGUGGUACCGCUCCAUCCGCUACAGCGGCGACCAGAUCCUUAUCAACACCACGCAGCUCUUCAUGCACUUUAUGUACAAGACCCCCAACAUGAACAUGAAGCGGUUAGCCAUGGUGCUAACGGCAGCAUUUGAGUUCGACCCUCGCAGCAAUAAAGAAGCCACCAUACGACCGACGGACAACAUCGAGGUGCCCCAGCUGAUCAGGGAACUGGGGAACAUCAACGUGAAGAAGAAGGAGCCCCCGUUCUGCUACCCCUACAGCCUGAAGGCCAGGGUUCUGGUUCUGGCCCACCUGUCACGCAUGGAGAUCUCUGAGGACCUGGAAGAGGACCAGAGGUUUGCGGUGCGGAAGAGCCCCGCUCUGCUCCAGGAGAUGGUCAACGUCGGCUGCCAACUCACAAUGAUGGCCAACAGCAGAGGGGGCUUCCACGCUCCCCGGCUGGUGUCCAUAGAGAACUGCAUGAAGCUGACCCAGAUGAUCGUGCAGGGCCUGCAGGAGACCAAGUCUCCUCUCCUUCAGCUGCCUCACUUUGACGAGGAGCACCUCCGCUACUGCGUCUCAAAGAAGUACAAGGUGCGGAGCCUGCAGGACCUGGUGAGUCUGAAGGACUCGGAGAGACGCAGCAUGCUGCGCUUCCUGGUCGAGGAGAAGUACGAUGAGGUCAUCUCCGUGCUGGGGAGCUUCCCUCACAUCGCCAUGGAAACCAAACUGCAAGUCCUUGACGAUGAAGACAGCAACAACAUCACGGCAGGCUCCAUCGUGACAGUUACCGUCACCCUCACUAGGAAAAGAAUGGCGGAGGUGUUUGAGAAGGAGCAGGACGGUAGCCCGUGUCCCGGGGAGGAGGGGGCCAACACAGAGGAAGGGGCCGACGCCAGUAAAGCCAAGACCAAAGUCUGGCAGAACAACAAGAAGCAAGCCACAAAGAAGUCCAAGAAGAAGAAGCUCACCAAGAAGAAAGCCCCCGCAGCGGCGGCUACCGUCGCUGCCGCCGCCGCCACCGCCGCCGCUGCCGCCGCCGCAGUCGCCGCCGCAGCCACCACCGCCCCCGCAUCCUCAAAAACCAAGCAGGCCAACGGCAGUGUGGCAGGAGGCGAUGCCGUGGCGGUCCCCAAGGAGGACGAUGAGGAGGGCUCGGACAAGGGCAGCGAGUCGGAUGAGGCAGAGGCCAAUAAGGACUCGCCCAGCGAGCGGGACGAAGAGAGCGACAAGCAGAGCGACACGGAGGUGGACGAGAUCGCCGGCGACGACGAGGAGGAGUGGGAGGCUCUGCAGCAGAGCAUCCAGCGGCGGGAGAAGGCCCUGCUGGAGACCAAGUCCAAGGUCACCCACCCGGUGUACAGCCUGUACUACCCCGACGAGAAGCAGGAGUGGUGGUGGCUCUACAUCGCCGACCGCCGCGACCAGGCGCUCGUCUCCAUGCCCUACCACGUGUGCACGCUCAAAGACACAGAGGAGGUGGAACUGAAGUUUCCAGCCCCAUCAAAAACAGGCAACUACCAAUAUUCAGUCAUCCUGCGUUCAGACUCCUACCUGGGCUUGGACCAGAUCAAACCGCUAAAGCUGGAGGUGCACGAGGCCAAGGCGGUGCUGGACAACCACCCACAGUGGGACAUCCCGGAGACCGAGGAGGAAGACGAAGAGCAGGAGGACAGCGACGGCAUCGAGGAGAGCGAGGACGACGACGAGGACAACGACUGAAGGCGCACCACCGCCCUUUGUACACACCGACGUGUGCGUGCACGCCCACCACACACGCGUAUACACAUGCCUACACACGCCUCUAAAGACGCAAACUCACACGCAUCGACAAACACAUGAACACGCACACGCAGUUGGCUUCCACCCCCUCCCCCCCCCCCCCCCCCCCAGCAGCUGGUUUUUGAAGAGCUGUGACAUCGCCACGGCGACGGGAUGUCACCAACAGUCAGUCCAUUCCCUUCCCCUUCCAAAACCACACACACACACACACACACACACACGCAGUGUCAUGGACUGUGACGUCCCCCGUCCCCCCCACCACAAUCCCACCUGCAUAACCGCUUUCUUACCGAGACCUCAGAGAGACUCGUUCAGCCAAUUUCCGUUGCCAACGGAGAUAUGUGAAUUGUGUGUGUGUGUGUGUGUGUGUGUGUGUGUGUGUGUGUGUGUGUGUGUGUGUGUGUGUGUGUGUGUGUGUGUGUGUGUGUGUGUGUGUGUGUGUGUGUGUGUGUGUGUGUGUGUGUGUGUGUGACAAUUUGUACAGGUAUGAAAGUUUGACACACUGUGGACUGGAGGACCUAUUAUCUGGGAACUAGUUUUCAUUUGUUUUUUGUGUGUGUGGGGGGGGGGAGGUAAUUUGGAGAGUGAUGUAAAAGGAGACAAAAAAAAAAAACACGUUGGGUUCCUCCAUGUUGAAAUCAUUCACUUCCUCCCCCCACCUCCUCGCUCGUGUUUGCCUCCUAUAGCUGCAGCAUCACACGACACAACACGUCUCCCCCCCUGUGAUGUUCCAACCCACCCCCCCUCCCCUGCCCACGUGCAACAUCCUCUAGCCGCUGCCCGUGGUGAGCCCCAGCUCACCGGGGGCCCCCCAGACGCCUCCAGCAGAGAGCCCAGAUGGCGGGGGUCAACGCCCACGUUGACCCCCACCUCCAGCAGAGAGCCAAGAUGGCGGCGUUCCGAUCUGCUGCUCCGGCUCCGGCCUCCUCUACACUCCGCGGCCUGUUAAGACACAACUUCACCCUUUUUAAUUUGUAUUUGAAGAAAAAAAAAAAAAAAAAAAGGCAAAAA
Molecule: messenger RNA, 3553 nt
Organism: Gadus morhua (Atlantic cod)
Lineage: Eukaryota; Metazoa; Chordata; Actinopteri; Gadiformes; Gadidae
Gene: sec63
Product: SEC63 homolog, protein translocation regulator
Exons: 20
Coding region: 149-2482 (777 amino acids)
Biological process (GO): SRP-dependent cotranslational protein targeting to membrane; post-translational protein targeting to endoplasmic reticulum membrane
Cellular component (GO): Sec62/Sec63 complex
Molecular function (GO): RNA binding; transmembrane protein transporter activity
Source: RefSeq, a predicted model, not a curated record